AUUAACCCAAAUUAAUCACAAGACAACCUCUCAAUUAAUCAUCUAUAUUGAUCAGCUGCAUACUUAUUAGCAAAACACCCAACCUUUACCAGUUAUAAUCUCAACCAUGCCGGAAACCAUGCAUCCACUCCUCCUCCUCACCCUAACCCUAACCCUAACAACCGUACUCGCCGCCACCAACUCCACCGCCGCCGCGGACACACACCGCAUCUCAAAAGCCGCCACCAUCACCAAGCCCGACUGCCCCGACAAAUGCGGCAACCUCACCGUACCCUUCCCCUUCGGCAUCGGCGCCGACUCCGGCUGCGCCCUCAACCCCGACUUCGAGCUCAACUGCACCGAAGCCUUCGGCGCGCCACAGGCACUCAACGGAAACAUCCAGUUCUUCGACAUCUCCGACGACCACUGCCGCGUCUCCAUCGCCGUGGCCAGGAAGUGCUACGACAGAUCGGGCUCCCCCACGCUGGAGAACACGGCGUCGUACGACAUCAAGGGCACCCCCUACAGUUACUCGACGCUGAACAAGUUCACCGUCAUCGGGUGCGACGACUUCUCCCUAAUCAGCGGCAGCGGUGGCCGCAACUUCACCAGCGGCUGCAUCACUCUCUGUUCCCGAGCCGAGGACGUGAUCAGCGGCUCGUGCUCGGGAAUCGGGUGCUGCCAGACCGCUCUGCCCAGAGGCUUCCAAUACUACACAACGGCUGUGAACAGCCUCAACAACCACACCAACAUCUCGUCGUUUGACACGUGCAGCUACGCAUUUUUCGGGGAGGAGGACCGCUUCGAGUUUCGCGGGGCGGCGGAUCUUUCCGACCCGAAUUUCAUGCAGCGGGUCAAGGAUACCGUCCCCGUCGUGCUGGAUUGGGUCAUUGGGAAUUUGAGUUGCGAUAGCGCUAGGAGUUCCGAUGGUUAUGCUUGCAAGGUUGAUAGUGAUUGCGUUGACUCCGGCACCGGCUUGGGAGGGUACCGCUGCAGGUGUAAAACCGGGUAUGAAGGCAACCCGUAUUUGGAUCCGGGCUGCAAAGAUAUCGAUGAAUGUGCCACAACGGACCUCAACGAUUGUUCUGAAAAUAGUUGCUUUAACAUUCUGGGAAGUUACAAAUGUUCAUGUCCUAAAGGGUAUUCCGGGGAUGGCCGUAAGAACGGUAAAGGUUGCACUGCUAAUAGCUCUCAGUCUCAUUGGAUGAACGUUGUCUUAGGUACCGGAUUCGGUUUUCUAGCGGUAGUCAUUGCCGCAACGUUAAUAUAUUUCAGCCUCAAGAAAAGAAAAUUGAUAAAACUCAGAGAGAAAUUCUUCCAUCAAAACGGCGGCAUGCUGCUAAAACAGCAAGUCUCCUCCGUCGAAGAAGGAAAUUCGAUGGAAUCAACAAAGAUAUUCACGGCGGAGCAACUCGAGAAAGCCACCAACAACUACGCCGACGAUAGAAUUCUCGGUCGCGGAGGCUACGGCACCGUCUACAAGGGCAUCUUGCCCAACAACGACAUUGUGGCGAUCAAAAAGUCGCGAGUGAUGGACGCAAGCCAGAUCGAGCAAUUCAUCAACGAGGUUGUGAUCCUAACACAGAUUAAUCACAGGAACGUGGUCAAAUUAUUGGGGUGUUGCCUGGAGGCGGAGGUGCCCCUUCUCGUGUACGAGUACGUCUCCCACGGCACACUCUAUGAGCACAUCAACAGGGCCGGGAACGACAACUGGCUUUCCUGGGAGAGUCGCCUAAGGAUCGCGUCAGAGGCGGCCGGCGCCCUGUCGUACCUCCACUCGGCGGCCAACAUCCCGAUCAUCCACAGAGACGUGAAAUCCGCCAACAUCUUGCUCGAUGAGUACUUCACUGCUAAGAUCUCCGAUUUCGGGGCCUCCAGGCUCAUUUCCCUCGACCAGACAGAGGUGACAACCUUGGUCCAGGGAACUUUAGGUUACUUGGAUCCCGAGUAUUUCCACUCGAGCCUGUUAACAGAGAAGAGCGACGUCUACAGCUUUGGUGUCGUCUUAGCCGAGCUGAUGACGGGGAAGCGGCCCAUCGACAUGGAGAGGAGCCUCGAGACGCGCAAUUUAACGACGUAUUUCUGCAUGUCUGUCAAGGAGAACAAGCUGUUUCAGAUCCUGGAGCCGAGGGUGGUGAGGGAGGGGUCGCUGGAGCAGCUGCAGACGAUGGCGCAGCUGGUGAAGCGGUGCCUGAAUCUGAACGGCGAGGAUAGGCCGACCAUGAAGGAGGUGGCGAUGGAGCUCGAAGGGUUGAGGAAGUUCAACAAGCAUCCAUGGGCGAAUAAUCAGGAUGUGGACGAGGAGUCUGUCGGGCUGAUGAAUCAAAACGGCGUCGCUGCUGCUGCUGAUCUGUAUAGUGCGUCGGGAGGGGAUUUGUACACGGCGCCUAUCAACUCGGCGGAUCUCUCUGGGCAAUACAGCUUGAACAGUGAUCCGAGCCAGAACUUUCUAACUCACAUGAAUAGCCCGCGUUGAUGGAAUCGGAUGGGGUCGAUGGUGUUAAAUAUUUUGGAUUUUUUUUUUUUUGGAUAACUUUCUAGAUAUGGAGCUGAAAGCUUGAAACUAGAGGUGCAUAGUGUUCUAUAAGUGUUUUUUUUUCUUCUUCUUUUUUUUUUGAAUGAAAGUUUUAUAAGCGUUUUUAUUUAUUUAUUUUGUAUUUGUUGUUGGGAUCAAACUUUAAUUUCUUCUCCCGUAUUGGGAAACUAAUAUAUGUAAGUUUGUUCCUUUCAUUUUA
Molecule: messenger RNA, 2714 nt
Organism: Salvia miltiorrhiza (redroot sage)
Lineage: Eukaryota; Viridiplantae; Streptophyta; Magnoliopsida; Lamiales; Lamiaceae
Product: wall-associated receptor kinase 2-like
Exons: 4
Coding region: 107-2455 (782 amino acids)
Biological process (GO): protein phosphorylation; cell surface receptor signaling pathway
Cellular component (GO): plasma membrane
Molecular function (GO): ATP binding; calcium ion binding; protein serine/threonine kinase activity
Source: RefSeq, a predicted model, not a curated record